AAAAAAAAAAAAAAAAAAAAAAGGGAAAACUGGAUGGGAGCAAUGGUGAUGUUAAAACUAGAAUAUCUUUUUCUGAGAAUUUUCUAUUAGGGCUAGACUUGGCUUAACAGAAAAAGAAAAAAAAAAUGGGACGAAGGAAGGUAGAAAUAAAGAGAAUCCAAGAUAAAAACUCUAGGCAAGUUGCUUUUUGUAAACGAAGAAAAGGCCUAUUGAAGAAAGCCAAAGCACUCUCAAUUCUGUGCGAUGUUGAUGUUGCUGCUGUUAUCUUCUCCAAUAGUGGCAGGCUCCACGAAUUCUCCAACACUAACAGUGUGACAGGGAUACUUCAACGAUACAAAAGCCAUGUCGAAGCAGAAAAAGAGAUCUCAGCAGAAAUCCAGGUCGCAGAGCACUCAAAAUACUCAAGGUUUAUGACAGUGGGAGAACUGUUACAAAGAACAGAAAGGCAACUUGAGGAAACUAAUGCUGAUGGUCUCACUGUGACUGACCUUAUCCAUUGGGAAAACGAACUUCAAACAGCUAUAAUACAAAUCAGAUCCAGAAAGACAAAUAUGAUGCUUGAAUCUGUUAAGGGUCUUCAUAAGAAGGAAAAACAGCUGCUAGAGGAAAACAAAUUUCUGGAGGACAAUAUAGCUAGGAUCAAGAAAAACAGAAAAAAGAUGGCUACGGAUUUCACUGACCUUCCACCACCCCACAUAAUUUGUGGACAACAGAGAGUGACCCUCAAUUUCUUCUAGUGAUUUUGUCAAAUAGGCUUGCUGUGGCUCCAGGCGAAUAACCUGCAAAGGAUGGUUCCUGUAUUUACUAUCACGUCGUACAUGAAAUAAGGAAAAGUAAGGUGUCUUCGGAAAUAACUAACAAUAUUGUGCAAUUUCAGUAAAAUUCUUUGAGCCGAGGAUGUCUCGGAAACAGCCUCUCUACCUUUUCAAGAUAGGGGUAAGGUUUGCGUACACACUACCUCCCCAGACCCUACUUGUGGAUUUCACUGGGUUUGUUGUUGUUGUUAUUGUGCAGUUUCAGUAGAACUAAUUGUUCAUCUGUAUGACCGUGUAAUUGAAAAGGUGAAGAUGAACUUUGGCCCUC
Messenger RNA from Lycium ferocissimum, 1083 nucleotides. RefSeq names its product agamous-like MADS-box protein AGL70. The transcript is spliced from 7 exons. Gene Ontology annotation, biological process: positive regulation of transcription by RNA polymerase II. Gene Ontology annotation, molecular function: RNA polymerase II cis-regulatory region sequence-specific DNA binding; DNA-binding transcription factor activity, RNA polymerase II-specific; protein dimerization activity. The record is from RefSeq and is a predicted model, not a curated record. Bases 126 to 737 code for a protein of 203 amino acids. NCBI's taxonomy places the organism in Eukaryota, Viridiplantae, Streptophyta, Magnoliopsida, Solanales, Solanaceae. Gene Ontology annotation, cellular component: nucleus.